This is a messenger RNA of Dipodomys spectabilis (banner-tailed kangaroo rat), 1722 nucleotides long. It is a transcript of the gene Pacrgl, whose product is annotated as parkin coregulated like. Bases 274 to 1020 code for a protein of 248 amino acids. The record is from RefSeq and is a predicted model, not a curated record. The transcript is spliced from 9 exons. NCBI's taxonomy places the organism in Eukaryota, Metazoa, Chordata, Mammalia, Rodentia, Heteromyidae.
GUUGUAUUAUGUCUCUUUGUCAAUGGAUCAUGAAGGCAAGGCUGGGGGAUGUUAAAUCUGCUGAAAUUCAUCAAACAUGUAAUUGCCAAAGCUGAGAUACAACCCUAGAUGUACCCAUCAUUUGUUCCUCACAACUCUAGGCUUGAGUAUUAUCAGUGCAGAAGAGGAGGCACGCAUAAUCCUAGCUGAGUGGCCAGAAAACCGGUUGCAGCUUCAGUUGUAGUUCCAUUCUGUUUAUAGAGCUCACGGUGCAUUAGGAUUGGAAAGGAAGCAAUGCAGAAAUCAGAUUGCCCUACAGAUGUACAGGUGAAAAGCAGAGUAACAGGUAACUUUGAUCAAAGGACAUCCACCAGUACACAAAUAAAACGCAAGACUACAGUUCAGCGAAGCAAAUCUUCCUCUUCCACCAGCUCUCCAGAGUGUGUCCGAAAAGUUCAUCCUCGACCAAGCGAUAAACUAAACCCUAAAACAAUUAAUCCUUUUGGUGAACAGUCACGAGCCCCUUCUUCAUUCGCAGCUAUUUAUUCUAAGGGAGGUAUUCCUUGCAGAUUGGUCCAUGGUUCAGUAAAGCACAGGUUACAGUGGGACUGCUCUCCUGAAAGUCUUCCAUUUGACCCUCUUCUUAUUACUUUAGCUGAGGGUCUGAGAGAAACAAAGCAUCCAUACACCUUUGUGUCCAAGGAGGGUUUUAGAGAGUUACUUUUAGUUAAAGGUGCUUCUGAAAAGGCUGUACCUUUGCUACCCAGACUGAUUCCUGUGCUAAAGGCGGCUCUGAUCCAUUCAGAUGAUGACGUGUUUGUGAGAGGGUUGAGUGCCCUGGUACAAUUAAGUGUUGUCGUUGGUCCUUCUCUUAAUGACCAUCUGAAACACCUGCUGACAAGCCUUUCCAAGAGACUAAUGGAUAAGAAGUUCAAGGAGCCCAUCACUAGUGCAUUACAGAAGCUUGAGCAGCAUGGUGGAAAUGCAAGCCUUCUAAUCAUCAAAUCCAAAAUUCCAACUUACUGCUCUAUAUGCUGUUGACAAAGGGAAACCACAAGAGUUGUCUUGCUUCUUUCUUGCAAGUGUCACACAGUGAGCCACAUGUACACAUGGACCAUUUAUUCAGUUCAGCUUAUUCUUUUAUAGAUCACAUCCACAAUUCACUAGCUGUUCGAUCAAGGGGAGUGUAUGUAGUCCAGCCGAAUCAUAGUAAAUGUUGUCAACAAAAACAGACAGGUAAUAAUGCAAAGCUAUUAAAAGAAUUCUAUAAUAGUAUAACUUUGUAGGUCUUUUUUUCUUGGUUAGAUCAUAGUAUGAAAAACCAUUAUUGAAUUUAUAUGAUCAGAUGUAUUUAUUUUCUAGUACAUUUUUAUUUAAAACAUUUCUUUGCAAUUUUUUGUAGCUGUGUACUUAUUUCUAUCGAUUGUUCUUUUGGCUAUUUUUUGCUUUUUGUAUUAUUUUUUAGAGCUAGAGAAAUUUAAAAUAGAAUAUAAGCAUUUGGGAACUCACUCUUAGUUUUUUCUAAAUUUGCAUUUUAUAAUGUAGAAUGGUUAGAAGGAUUUCAUUCCAGAGAAUUCUAGUUUAGGAAGUUUGUUUUAAAUAUUCGAAUUCUAUUGUAACUAUGUAGUUUUUUACGACUUGUUAAAAUUGCGUAAACUUUAGGUGUUAAUUGAAUUUCAUAGCCUGAAAAUAUUGAUGUACAUACAAAGAUACUCAAAAAUUAAAAUACUUAUAUGCAUUCAA